Molecule: messenger RNA, 1519 nt
Organism: Harmonia axyridis
Lineage: Eukaryota; Metazoa; Arthropoda; Insecta; Coleoptera; Coccinellidae
Exons: 3
Coding region: 282-1352 (356 amino acids)
Source: RefSeq, a predicted model, not a curated record
GUAGUUUGAUGAAUCAGUAACACUUAGAUACCUACGUCUCAUAUUGUAAAAUAAGAUGAUUAACACAAAUUAAACCAAACGUUUUUUGCGUAUUUGCGUUGUUUGAGUACAAAAUAUGAAGAGAUCAACGUUGAUUUUGGGAUCACAGUAAAACCAUUUUAUUAAAUCAUGGAAUAUUUUUAUUGUCUUCAAGAUAAUACCUUGAACUAGUAUAAAAUGGAGGACUGUUUAAAAAUCUUAUCAAUGUUAGCAAACGAAAGUACAGGUACGAUUGUUAGACAAUGCCGAAAAGAAAUUUGUCAUAUUCAGUUUUGAUUCCUCGUAGAAGAAAGAUCAGUUUUUUGCGUCUCAGAAAUAACAAACUUUUUAAGUACGCCUCGGUGGGUCAUAAGAAGAUCAAGUACUGUCUGGAGACGAUAUGGUGGCACACGAUAGAAAAAAGAUUUUGUUUCGACGAUGAAAUAGCGCUGUACGAGGUCCCAGAGUCUUCGUAUCAAGAAAAAAACAAUAACAUAUUCGAGAAUGCAGUAUUCUAUGACAGCGUUUCUGUGAUAGCUGGCAGAUCUGUGGUGACCAUAGAGCCACUACCGGUGAAAUUAAAUGUCACACCGGAACCGGAAGUGCGACGAAGAAUUAUCGAACCUCCGGUUAUAAUAUCCCAACCAAUGCUAUCCAGGGAUUCUGUGCCAAAAAUCAAAUUGGAAUUGGAGGACUCGACAGAAGACGUUACACCAAGUGAGGUCACAGAAAAAAGGUUGUAUAGAAGUACAUCGGAUAUUGCAGAGAGUCAAGCGGAGAUUAAUGUUAUCGAUGAAAAACUUGCAGUGAGCGAACAAAAUUUGGAGAUACCGCCAAUGUUGUCCGAGAGCAAAUCCGAAGGAGAAAUAAUACCAAGCAAAAAAGGACCAUCAGACGUCGUCAGAAGCGAGGGAGACCUCUCAGAAGUCUCAGACAACGGAAACAUAGACCUCCGGAAGAAAAUCUUCAUCGAAAAGAGGAUGUCGAAGAGCUUGUACCUCAACAUCGAAUGUGUGGGUGAUAGGUGCAGAGAAAUUCCUAUAAUCCGACAGAACUCCAUGCCCAAAUUCUAUCUAGGCAGCCCCGAGGACCAUCAGAUCGAAACUGCUGUCUUCAGGACACCCAGCACAGCCUUGGCUUGUCCUGUGCCUGCCAUUAAUGACAGCGGAUUCGUCUACAACCUCUCUUCUGUUGUCCAGAUGGAGAAAGAAAAAGCUUUCAGCGGUAACUUCCCACAGGUGCAUGAUAGAGACAAGAGACAGUUUAGGGAUAAGAUAGUGAAGUUGAGAAGGAUUAAAAGUACUAUGUCGGCUUUUCAAAGCCACCACAUGUGAUCAGUAUUCCGUAAACUUUUUAGUUUCUUUCGAGGAAGUUUUAUUCAUUUCGAUUUUUUAUGUGAAGUGUAUGCGUUUUUUGUGUACUGAAGGCCUAGUUAUAUAUAGGUGUGAUAACUGAUUUAUGUAAAGAUAAGAUUAAAGAAAACUGUGAUGAAAAGUUGGUA